Messenger RNA from Zymoseptoria tritici IPO323, 2943 nucleotides. RefSeq names its product chitin synthase, class (gene CHS3). The coding region runs from base 193 to 2943 and encodes 916 amino acids. The transcript is spliced from 3 exons. Gene Ontology annotation, cellular component: cell periphery; cell septum. Gene Ontology annotation, molecular function: chitin synthase activity. The record is from RefSeq and is a predicted model, not a curated record. Lineage: Eukaryota; Fungi; Ascomycota; Dothideomycetes; Mycosphaerellales; Mycosphaerellaceae.
CUUCUCUCUCCUCCUAACCCUCCUCAUUCAUCGACGCAUUCAUCCAUCCCAGAUUCCUCAUUGUCGCAGAGCCGUUGGAUCGUCACGCCUAUUCUCCCUAACAACCAGAAUUCCUGUGCCGUACCGCUACACCGCCUGAGCUCAUUUUGACCGCCAUCACAUCUCUUCUUUCCCUCUCUCACACACACCGUCAUGGCUUACCAGGGAGCUGGAGGCUACGAUGGUCACCUUCCACCGAACCAACAAUCUUUCCACAAUUCUCCUCUUCACGACAGCAGACACGACAGCGACGACGAGGUCGAGCGUUCCCUCUUGCACAACAAUCCGACCGGUCCUUUCCAAGGUCCCUUUGACGAACCCCACAGCCGUUCUGGCACUCCCGGCGGUCACGAUCCUCAUGGAUACUCGCUAGAAGAGACGUACGCGGGCCAUCCUCCCGCAGGAGCGCCUCCAUACAAUGGGUAUGAGGAGUACGGCGGCCACCAUCUCGACGAUCCAGGUUAUGGCCACCCAGAAAUGGGAAUGCCAGAAAGCCCGUACGAUCGAAGCGACACCGGCAGUACAGAAGCAUGGCGUCAACGACAACAGCCAGGAGGUGGAGCAGCCGCACCAGGUGGUUUGAAGAGAAAUGCAACACGUAAGGUCAAGCUUGUGCAGGGUGCUGUUUUAAGCGCAGACUACCCUGUCCCUUCGGCGAUUCAAAAUGCCGUGCAGGCCAAAUACCGCAACGACUUGGAGAGCGGCAGCGAGGAGUUCACACAUCUGAGAUACACCGCUGCCACUUGCGAUCCCAAUGACUUCACCCUCAAAAAUGGAUACAAUCUUCGUCCUGCCAUGUAUAACAGACAUACCGAGCUGUUGAUCGCUGUGACAUACUACAACGAGGACAAGACGCUGACAUCACGCACACUCCACGGUGUCAUGCAAAACAUCCGCGAUAUCGUCAACAUCAAAAAGUCGGAAUUCUGGAACAAAGGUGGCCCAGCAUGGCAGAAGAUUGUGGUCUGCUUGGUUUUCGACGGUAUCGACCCCUGCGACAAGGGUACGCUCGAUGUGCUAGCCACGAUUGGUAUCUACCAGGAUGGUAUCAUGAAGAGGGACAUUGACGGAAAGGAGACGGUCGCCCACAUUUUCGAAUACACCACACAGCUUUCGGUCACUUCCAACCAGCAGCUCAUUCGUCCGCUCGAUGAUGGUCCCUCCACUCUGCCACCCGUGCAGAUGAUGUUCUGUCUGAAGCAAAAGAACAGCAAGAAGAUCAAUUCUCACAGAUGGCUCUUCACUGCUUUUGGACGCAUUCUCAACCCGGAAGUGUGCAUUCUACUCGAUGCUGGUACGAAACCCGGCCACAAAGCUCUUCUCGCUCUGUGGGAGGCCUUCUACAAUGACAAGGAUUUGGGUGGUGCCUGUGGUGAGAUUCACGCUCUGCUGGGUAAAGGCUGGAAGAAUCUCCUCAACCCACUGGUCGCCAUUCAGAACUUCGAGUACAAAAUCUCCAACAUUUUGGACAAGCCGCUCGAAUCUUCAUUUGGAUACGUCUCCGUCUUACCUGGUGCUUUCUCCGCCUACCGCUUCCGCGCCAUCAUGGGACGUCCUCUCGAGCAGUAUUUCCACGGUGAUCACACUCUUUCGAAACAACUCGGACCCAAGGGUAUCGAGGGCAUGAACAUUUUCAAGAAGAACAUGUUUUUGGCAGAAGAUCGUAUUCUCUGUUUCGAGUUGGUCGCCAAGGCUGGCAGCAAGUGGCAUCUCACCUACGUCAAAGCCUCCAAGGGUGAGACGGAUGUGCCUGAAGGUGCUGCCGAAUUCAUCGGUCAGCGUCGACGUUGGUUGAACGGAUCCUUCGCCGCCACUCUCUAUUCUCUGAUGCAUUUCGGCCGCAUGUACCGCUCUGGACACAACAUCAUCCGCAUGUUCUUCUUCCAUAUUCAGCUGAUCUACAACUUGGCGACGGUCAUCAUGGCUUGGUUCUCAUUGGCAUCCUACUACCUCACAACAACAGUCAUCAUCGACCUCGUGGGUAGCCCCGGCUCAAGCAACGACCAACAUGCCUUUCCCUUUGGCAACACCGUCACUCCCUAUGUCAACACGGUCGUAAAAUACAUCUACCUCGCCUUCCUCCUCCUCCAAUUCAUCCUCGCUCUCGGUAACCGACCCAAGGGAUCUCGCUGGACCUAUAUCAUCUCCUUUGCCGUCUACGCCAUCAUCCAACUCUACAUCAUCGUCGACUCCUUCUACCUCGUCGUCCGUGCUUUCACCGGCGGGCCAGGAUUUGACACCGAUGGCACCGCGGUCGACUUCAUCAAAUCCUUCUUCGGUUCCACAGGACCAGGUAUCAUCAUCAUCGCUCUCGCCGCCACUUUCGGUCUUUACUUCAUCGCCUCCUUCCUGUACCUCGACCCUUGGCACAUGUUCACCUCUUUCGGGCAGUACCUUCUCAUGAUGACCUCGUACAUCAACAUCCUCAUGGUCUACGCCUUUUCCAACUGGCACGACGUCUCCUGGGGCACCAAGGGAUCCGACAAAUCCGACGCUCUGCCAUCCGCCACCACCCAGAAAGCUGCCGACGGGAAAGGGGCCGUGAUCGAAGAAGUGGAUCUCCCACAGGCCGACAUCGACUCGCAAUUCGAACAGACCGUCAAGCGCGCGCUGACACCUUACGACGCUCCGAAGGAAGACACGAAGAAAAGCUUGGAAGACUCGUAUAAAUCUUUCCGUACGAGAUUGGUCACAUUCUGGAUCUUCUCCAAUGCUUUGCUGGCGGUGGCAAUUACGAGUGAUAGCUUCGAUAAGUUUGGAUUCACCACUGGAGCGAGUAGCAGGACGUCGAACUUCUUCCGCGCGUUGCUGUGGGCUACUGCGGCGCUGAGUUUCGUGAGGUUCCUUGGGUGCGUGUGGUUCUUGUUCAAGAGUGGAUUGCUGGGAUGCUGUAAUAAGAGGUAG